GCCGUACAAGAGUUGCCUUAGCGACCGUGGCGGCGCGGCCUGGUCCUGAAUAACAGCGGUCUGAAGGCUGCCGUGACGUUGCCUGAGGCGAAAUCGGCGGCCGCAGUCUAACGAAACCGAGGCAUUUGGCGCCGAGAUGUCUUUCCGCGAUCUCCGUAAUUUUACUGAAAUGAUGAGGGCCCUGGGUUAUCCCCGGCUCAUCUCUAUGGAGAAUUUUCGCACACCGAACUUCUGGCUUGUUUCAGAGAUACUCCUUUGGCUGGUGAAAAGGUAUGAGCCUCAAUCCGAUAUCCCUUCAGACGUGGAGACAGAGCAGGAUCGGGUGUUUUUCAUUAAGGCAGUUGCUCAGUUUAUGGCGACCAAGGCUCAUAUCAAGCUGAACACCAAGAAGCUCUACCAGGCCGACGGCUAUGCAGUGAAGGAGCUGCUGAAGAUCACCACUGUGCUGUACAACGCCAUGAAGACAAAAGGCAUCGACGCCAUCAACAUGGAUGAGGAAGACGUGGGGAAGUUCAAGUUCGAUCUUGGCUCAAGAAUCAGUGAGCUGAAGGCUGCCCGGCAUCUUGCGUCAGAAAUCACUUCCAAAGGAGCAUCCGUCUAUGACUUGCUGGGCAAAGAAGUGGAGCUGAGAGAAAUGAGAACAGAAGCGAUUGCCAGGCCGUUGGAGAUAAACGAGACGGAAAAGGUGAUGAGAGUUGCAAUCAAGGACAUCUUGGAGCAGGUCCAGAAAACCAAAGAUCUGCUCAGCAACGUGGCUGCGGAUGAGGUCAGUUUAGAAGCCAAGAUCGAAAAGAGGAAGGCGGAGCUGGAAAGGAGCCAGAAGCGGCUGCAGACGCUCCAGAGCGUUCGCCCAGCCUUUAUGGAUGAAUAUGAGAAGAUCGAGGAGGAGUUGCAGAAACAAUACAGCUGCUACCUGGAGAAGUUUCGGAACCUGGCCUAUUUGGAGCAGCAGCUGGAUGACCAACAUCGCAUGGAGCAGGAGAGGUUUGAGGAAGCAGAGAACACCUUGCGUCUGAUGCAGAACAAGCUGAAGGAGGAAGAGAAAUGUUUGCUGAAGGCUGGAAGCAAUGAGGACUCCGACAUCGAGAUCCACGAAGACGAGGGCUCGGACAGCGAAAUGGAAGACCGGCAACUCAUAAAGCAACACAGAGCCAUGGAGAUGCUGAUUCAAGGGAGACCCAGCAAGCGGAUCGUGGGAACCAUGCAAGGCGGUGACACGGAGGAUGACGUGGGGCUGGCUAGAGCCCGCAAGCCCAGAGCCUCCAGAGCCAAGGCCAAGGAUGAUUCAGAGGACAGCGAAAUAGAUUUGGAUGACGACGAUGAAGACGAUGAGGACCUGGAAGAUGACAGCAUUGAUAUCUCUCCCAACAAGAGUAGCCGGAGGGCAAGGAAGCCGGAGCCACUGGAGGAGAGCGAUAAUGACUUUUGACCUCCCCCUGCCCCAAGAAACAGGUAUGCCGUCUCCCCCCAUGAAGCCUCGAAGAUGGCACAGGCUGCCCUGGGAGACAUCACAUGGCAGUGGAUUAUUCCUGAAGACUGGGCUUCAUUGUUCAUUUGAUGCUAACCUCCAUCAUUCUGUCAUCAACACACACAGUCUCUGAACUGCUUCCAGAGAAGUUAGAACCAAAGCAGUUGAGCGGGGCUCGAAGUUAGGGGUUGUGGGGCUCCUUGGUGCCAAAGGCCUUAAAACCCUCCACCGUGCAUUCCCAUGAGCAAAAUUCUUGGAGGCUUUUUGGUCCAGCCAUAUUUGCAAAUGUGUUAACCCAGUAGGACUUUCAUAAAUUGAUUUACACGGCAGAAGGCUGAAGCCUGAGCAACUGGCGCUCUGUUCUACUGGGCAAAAGACAGCAAUUUAUCUUGCUGCAGAGCCAGGCAUGUAGGAAUCGCUGGAGGUUUAAGUUCUGUUGAAUCUCUAUGUUGGCCCUUCGGCUACCUAAGCAAGGCUGAGGGUAAUGCAGAUUGAGGAAUCUUUAUUGCCUUGGAAUAAACAAACACCUUGGGGAAUAGAACACUUACUUUAAAACAUUUAGUACAGACUUACCACUGAGGCCGUCUAUAUCAGCUUAAAGCCAGGUUUAAUCGGUUCGAUCUUUCUGAGACAAGCUUUCAUUAGCAAGAUUCACAAGAAGAGCUUUGGGGUAAUUGUGCAACUUGGUAAUAACUCUAAGAAUAAAUAACUUGUAUACAUGCCCUGCUCUCUGGCGCAUCUGAUGAAGUGGGCUCUGAGUCACAAAAUGUAGGCUGGAAUAAAUUGUGUUAGUGUUUAAGGUGUUCUUUGGCUCCUGUUAAGGCUCCUGUGUUUUCCCUACCCCACUCCCCCACCCUUUCUGUUCCAAUAAACUGCUUUUUGUGUUUUGGCACUGAACAGUUUUGAUUGAACCUUUGCUGUCACCCCUCACAAGCUGCAUCCGUCUCAUGCACAGGCCUCCAGGUAGGACUGUUUUCCAAGGAAAAGCAGAAAUGUUUGUCAGCCCCUUUACACCCGCAAAGCAGACUGUCCUGCUGGACGCUUUUGUUUCACCAAUAAACCCUUUCUCCUCCA
This is a messenger RNA of Sphaerodactylus townsendi, 2542 nucleotides long. It is a transcript of the gene IFT38, whose product is annotated as clusterin associated protein 1. NCBI's taxonomy places the organism in Eukaryota, Metazoa, Chordata, Lepidosauria, Squamata, Sphaerodactylidae. Gene Ontology annotation, biological process: cilium assembly. Gene Ontology annotation, cellular component: intraciliary transport particle B; cilium; centrosome. The record is from RefSeq and is a predicted model, not a curated record. The transcript is spliced from 13 exons. Bases 137 to 1429 code for a protein of 430 amino acids.